This is a messenger RNA of Dreissena polymorpha, 7089 nucleotides long. RefSeq lists its product as uncharacterized. The record is from RefSeq and is a predicted model, not a curated record. Gene Ontology annotation, cellular component: plasma membrane. The transcript has a single exon. Gene Ontology annotation, molecular function: G protein-coupled receptor activity. Gene Ontology annotation, biological process: G protein-coupled receptor signaling pathway. NCBI's taxonomy places the organism in Eukaryota, Metazoa, Mollusca, Bivalvia, Myida, Dreissenidae. The coding region runs from base 852 to 1775 and encodes 307 amino acids.
AGAUGUGCAGAAAAAGACAUUUGUUAACAUUGAGACGAAAGAAGAAAUAUCUCAAAAUGACCAAAUUCUCCUUCAAAUCAACUUUAAUUGAUUUCAAUAAAUCAAACAAGCAGCUGUUUAUAUAUGUUUUAGCAUUUUGCUUCUCUGAAUUCGAUGUCGACUGCUGCAGAUUUUGUAACAAGGAAAAUAACAUCGGUUUUCUUCGGAAGCACGUGACAAGUUUAGGAUUCCCACUUUUCAAAGAAAACGAUGAGAAUAUUUGGGUCACUGACCGAAUUUCACACAUCUAGCCUUCAGCUUCGGAUCGGUAGUUUCCUUAUCCGAUAAGCCGAAGUUUAAAUACAAAACGAGUAAAUCUUACUUUUGUUACAACGUGUUUAACUUAAAUUACCAAUGUGAUAUCAUUUGCAAUGAUUGGAAAUUGUCGUCUACUGAUGCUUCAUAUUUUGGGAUCAUCUUUAAACGGGAUAUAAAAACUGAAUUCGAGACUUAACGUAUCAUGCAUGACACCAUGUCAACACGCAUGAAUGUUCUUACUUGGAGUUAAAUGUGACAUUUUAAAGAACGUUCCAUCGCCUAGAUAUCAGCAGGAUGUCUACCCUUGAUGAGGUGAUUUACGAAUAUGCCAAACGGCAUCUUGGAAAUGUUAUCGUCUUAGGGAUACUUUUUUUGCCAGGCAUUUUCGGAAACAUUCAUAUCUUUCACUAUUACUUCUUUAAAAAACCAAAGAACUCAACUCGGUUGUUUACCCUCUUUCUCGCAGCUCAGGAUUUGAUUACAUGCAUUUGCUUUCCAGCAGCUAUGAUCAACUUUGCCAUUCCAAUAAAAGUUUCCAAAGAAUUUGACAUGUUAUGUCGAUUUGGGUUUUAUGCUUCCGGCGUGAUGAUAAAGGGUCAAGCUCUUACCCUCCAUUGGACAUUGCAGUGGACCGGUACAUGCACCUGUGCAAGCCGUUUGGACACCAGAUAACUGUCAAAGCUGCCAAGAUAGUGUGUGUUAUAAUAAUAUUGAUAGCUGCUUUUUCUACUCUCCCUGUGCUUAUCAUAUUUUCUAGCACAGAAGUUCCAGAAAUACACCCAGACGCCUACCAAUGUAAAGAGUCAAAGGAAUACCAGGGCUCGCAUUUAGUAAAAAGUUAUAACGGGAUUAUGGUGACUUGUUCUAUUGCCGCAUUCUCGUCAUUGUCAGUACUUUACGUCCUCAUCGUUGUACGACUUCGGCGAUAUCAAGCCAACGUUAACAACAUGAAGCAGAAGGGACCAUGCAAGGACACGGAACCAGGUGGUGAGACCGCACAAUUACGAGGACAAGAAAUCGAAAUGGCGGCAAAAGAAAUGACCAACAGAGAAUCGGAAGGCAUGAGUGACCAAUCAGAGAGCAUACAGGUCCAAACAACGGCCACAAGCAAUGAAGAGGACGAGGUUAGUUCCGAACAUGAAACUGAAAUAAUGAAGGCCUGUUACAUCAAUUACAAGAGGAUAUCACACGUCGCUCCGUUAAAAGAGAAGGAAAUUAAAAAUUUCAAUAAGAUCAAACGGGCGAUAUACAUGUUUACCGUUGUAACGGUUCUCUAUGUAUGCAGUUUCGUGCCUUACCCAUUGAUGCGUUUGGCCGAACAAUUCUAUGCCGAAGAGGUGAGAGCUCCAGUAGAGAUAACACGCUGCCUCUUUUAUCUUAAUAAUGUGUGCAAUUCCUUCAUCUAUAUGAUCUUUGACUCUGUGUACCGACAGGAAUUGAAAACAUUCUAUAGCAAGAUAAUGUGCCGACGACGAUAAACAAUUUUUUCAAAAGCAGAGGUUUCCAGAAAAGCGGGAAAAACAUUCGAAGUACUACGUUGUUGAUUGUCUUCAAACUUUAGACAAACAAUUGCGUGAAUGCGAAAGAACGUAAAGUGUACUUCAUCCACGCGUGAAGCAAAUUUGUAAUAGUCGACUUUAAAUCAGAUUUGUAAAAAUGUAUGCAAAUUACAGGCCUGCAGUUUUUUAUAUGUAUGAAAAGUCCCUGAACACUUUCUAUAUAAUUGUUUCAAGUGUGUUUCGAUGUAGGACACAAAGACUCGUCUGCCGUGACUAAAGAGUUAACCCCUUUCCCUGAUAAAAACGCCUUAUAAAGCCUUUUCAAUAGAUGGUUUUUAAAAGCAUUGAUAUAAAAAAAUAAUUUGCACAAGUCUCGAUAUUUUCCCCUUUUAUUAUUGAAACGCACACUUGUUUCAUAGACAGUUUGCCUAUUUCUUUGUUUCUUUAUACGUCAUGUUGUCUGCUUCAUUUUUUAAGCAGGGAAUUACUACAUAAAUAUAUCAAGUCUCUCCCAUAAUAGUACAACAGAUUGUUGUGUUCCUUCGAAAAUGAUGUUAAGUCAGAUUAUUUCACGUUGAGGUUACGUCCUCUCCGAAUAAAGCAAGUCGAUUUGUCCAUUCCGUAACCGAGGUUAUACACCUUUUAGCCUGCUCAUCUCAAAUGAUUAUGCUUACGAAUGCUAAAAUACCAACAAUUGUUGGGAUUUUAGCAUUUUUGAGAAGGAUAAAUAACUCUGUUUUGUUGAGUUGAGUAUGAAAAAAAGUUAAAUCAUCUCGCUGCCUGAACGACCCCAUUUGGAACAUUCUGUUGCAAUACUCGUUUGUUUUGAUAUACUACUGUUACCUCGUAAUCCUUGAUAGGUCAAAUAACCGGAUAUCUUAAUAUCGAUAUAAGUGAUCAAUCACUUCCAAAAUUUGAAAUACUUAUCCUUUAAUGCAAUUUAAAUCAAUCAAACGAGGCGCUAUUGUUAUGAGUAAUAUAUGCUUUGUGAUAAUAAUUAUGACAUGCGUUCGGAUUGAUUCCUAUGUCCUAUGGAGUAAACGGUGAACCCUUUAUCUAAAAUAAACGCUUAACGACGCCAUUAAACAAGACACUCGUAUGCUUAUCUCACUCGUUUUUACGCGGAAAUCGAAGUGCACUCGUGCAUUAUUCCGCGCUAUUCAAAGCUGAACCAUUGAAUAUAACAUGCAUUUCUAGCUUUCGAUUUAUAGGAUAACCGUUGUCAAUCAAUCGUAACACUUCGUCCUUCCCGGAGUCUCCGUAAAUAGUGGACUCGUUCCUAAUGUCCACCAGUUUGAAGCGUUAGAAGUUAGCUUUGAAAACGCAGUAUUUCAUAUGAGAUCUUAUUGAGUUAAACUUAUUUAUUUCACUUGGAUUGUAAGGGCAGUUUGAAGCUUAUAUUACUCACUCUCAAUAUGUGAUAGAGCUAAUUAAGGUGUUUAUCAACCCUUUUCCUAAUACAAACGUUUUCUGCUGCCUUUUGGUAAGGCGAGAUUUACAAAAGAAAAUAAGAUAAAUAUAAAAUUUUCUCAAGAUAAUCAAAGUCUCCUCUAUUCUAAUUUUUCCUGUUUGAAAUAUUUCAACAUACACAUUUUCAAAGAAUUUCAGUUCAUGUUGCCUGUUGGAGAAUUUGGUAAACAGGGAAAGGGUUACGAAUGACAAUUGUGAAUGAAUUUCAGUACAUGGUAUUAUCAAUAGAUAAACCAGAAAUUUGAUAACACGCUAUGUUUAACCCAUUACUCCAUAUAUUUAUCAACAGUUUGAUCAAUUACUAGGGUUCAAAGAGUAAAUGUUUGACUAUGUAAUGUAAAUAAAUGGUUGAAUCCAUUAAACAUGAAAAUGUGAUUUGUGAGUAGUGGGCCGGGUCACAACAUUUUAUAUAAAAAUCACAAAUUACAUUUUCACUUUGAAUGGGCUGGAUAUAUUAUCUAGUUAACAUUUAUUCUUUGAACACUCAUAAUUGAUACAACUGUUGAUAAACUGUUUGGGUUCAUGUAAAGCACUUUAUCAUUUACCAAUUAUAGCUUGACUAGGGCAAGCGAUAAGACAGCAUCACGAGCAAAUCCUUAUUUUGUCAUAAUUGUGUUUUAGGUCUACUGCUACAGAUGUGAGUAUACCGGUAUAAGGGUAAAAAACUGUCCAUUGACAGUGUGUUGACAAUUUGGCUCCGUGUGAAUGAAUAGUAUUUAACCAAGUAUCAAACUAUCGCUGGAGUUUACUAAUUUGUUGCAGACGACUUCAGACAUCAUAUUGAUAAAAAAGGAAAUUUUUCAUAAUGAGCAACAUCUCUUUUUAUCACGGAGAGUUUAAUAAGCAAUGUUCCCUCUCUCACAAUGGUGCCUAUCGAUGCUUUAAAGCAAUUUCUGAUUGUUGUACAUAAAACUUAUAUUUAAUUUUGUAUGCGUGACUAUAUGUAAAUAAUUGUGUACAAGUAUAUAAGUAUGUAUUUGAAUAAGUCGUCGGUUUGCUUUAAAAGGCACAUAACUUAUGCUUCCCACAAGCUGGGGCUGUGGGCCUUUGGAAGCAAAGCCACGAUAUAUGUGGCUACAUAUAUAACUAGCCUACAUUUUUAAUAUAUCAUAUCUUUGACAUCAAAACUUAAGGUCACUAUUUUUGUAUCUGAUAUAUAGAAUUACUUUUGGGAAGAAUGAAACCCAAACGUAAUCUAUGCUUUUUAUUAUAUCCACCUACUCCAAACCUCAAUUUGGGGCGGGGACAUAUUGUUUUUUCCCUGUCUGUAUUUUCUAACUACCCUUGCAUCAAAUAUGUGCAAACCACCAAUGACACCAGAAAUCCAACCAUUGUUAGUGAGUAUAGACGCAUUAUUUGGCUCGCUGUAAGCUAUCUUUUCGAUGAAACAAUUAUUUCAUUUUGUAUAAUUCCGAGGUAUCGCCUUUGUUUUAUUUUUUACCAUUCUGGCCAUUUUUGAUGCUAGUGUUUAUUGUUAUUUUUUGGUUAUACUCUCCCAAAUAUCUGAACGAUAUUUUCGUGCAAAUACUGCGUUAGAUUGUGAAUUUGAUUAUUAUCAUUAAUUUCAGUAAAAAUUGUAUUGAUUACAGGUAUAUUUUCAUCGUUAUUUACAAAUUUAAUUCUUGUAAUUGGUCCAUAUCCAAUAAAAAAAAAUCCUUUUUUUAUACUUUUGAAAGUUAAUAGUAUUUACUGUUAGAAAACUAAAAUAAAUCCCAGCAAGAUCAGAGAAUGCGAUCCAUUCAAGUAUUUUAAAUUGAAUAAUGAAAUUUCUAAGGAAUGUGUCGUGGCGUUUUAGUAACUUAUCGGUUACGCUAAGAUCACGUCGUAAGGUAAAAGUGAAAUUACCCGCUCUAUCUCCGGGCAAAGGGCUGUAAUGUAUGAUAUUGCUGGUUGAUUUGAACAGGGAGAUUAUUUUUUCUCUGUAAUUUCUAUUGGACAAUGACCAACAAUGGAUGUCUUUUAAAAGACUGCACAAAUUAGUGGAUGACCUUUUUUGAAAAUUCACUCACACGACAGACAAAAAAUUGAUAAGAUCCUUUGUCUCUUACUCAUAAUGUUAUACAUAAAGUUUUGUAGUGCCUCAGCAAUCGCGUCUCACAGGUUAUGUACUCUUUAUUUUUAUAUUUAUAUUGUUAUUCAAACAUGUAUAUAAUUGUACAUAUAAGCGACUGUUAAUACGAUAGCUGAUUCUAAAAACGAAAAUAAUUAUUCUCUUUUAUUCUUUUCCUAAUUUGAUUAUAAAAGUAAGAGUUUUCUAGCAAAAUUUUUAAACAAAUAUUGUAUACUUAUUAUUACUUAUAUACUUAUUAUUUAUUUAUCUAUAUGCUGUUUUAUACAAAAAACACAACUCAUCUGUAAUGAUGUAAACACAUAUUACUUUAAUGGAUCGAGAACGGAUGCUAUUUUUCUUUUAUGUUUUUUUAAUCGUACCUCUUUUUUUCUUUUCUUUUUUUUUAAAUUUAAGUGUGUCAUUUUUCUAGUCACGUAAAUAUGGCUAUCAAACUCGUAAACUUACAACGGAUAUUCCCUCCUAAUAAAAUCACUUGGUGUUCAUUUAGAAGGACUUGUCUUGUAACUUAUUGAUUUACGAGUUGUGGUAUUUUCAAGAUAUUGGACAGGAUAAGGUAUUCAUUUGAAAUGUUAAGUAGAGAUUAAAUGACAAUUGUAUUCAAAACCGGCAUGAAAAAUUGUGCACACCAAGCAGAGUCAAUUUAUGAAAACAUUACCAUGUAAAAAUGUCAACUUUGUCUAGAUUUGUGCACAAUACAUUAAAAUGCUCUUCGAAUAGAUUAAAUGUAAAAGUGGGAGAUGGACCUGUUCCCGUUCAUUUAGGCAAAAGAAAGUGUAAUAUGUGUAAUACAUAAGAAGAUGAAUAUUACGUUGUUUUAUAGUGUAGGAUUUAUUCAGAAUUAAGAUUUCAGUACAUACCAUAUUACUACUGACACCGACCUUACAUUAUCAAAUUUCUUGAAUGACUAACAACUUAAAAUAAACCGUUGCUAAACAAAUUAUGCUGUUACAUCUAUAAAUCAUUUGUAGUUUAGGAUAGUAAUACAUAUGUUCGAUUUGAUUAAUGUAUAUAUAAACCGGUCGUUGUAAAUUUACUGUCAAAAGUGUAUUUGAAUACCUUUUAUUAAGUGUCAAUAUUAUCUUUUUAGUGAAGGUUACUUUAAUGUAUCGUGCCUGUUUAUAAAUGUAUUCAACGAAAAUAUAGCUUCAAUAUAUUUUGCAAUAUAUUUAUGGUUUAUUAAAUGCUUAUCAUAUUUGUUUAUGCACGUAUACCAUGUUCGAAUAUCAGCCUUUGGGCUGCCUAUUAUUUUGUUUCGUUUAGGUAGUAAGCAUGGGCUAGUGAUAUUGCUAUUGUUACAUGCGUGAGCUAUAUUAUAGUAUUGUUAUAUAAGUAUAAACAUGUAUAUACUGCUGUGUAUAGUGCUAUCAUAAGCAUGUACAUCAUAACAUGAAUUUAGUAUCUUUGAUUAAGAAUAAAGUAUAAUUAUAGUAAUAACAAUUAAUAUUACUACAAUUACAGUAUUCAUAUUAAGACCUUGUAUGUGUACAAUAAAUAUAUUUGAUAAAUUGAUGUUAUUAAGUAGCGUUAUUACAACUAGACAUAAUAACACAUAUUUGAGUAUAGAUAAACUAUCGACAGUUAUUAAUACUUUAGUCCAAUAUUUAAUAGUCAAUGAAUAUAUAAUUGCAAUAUAAACGUAUUUUUACUUUGUAUUACCACCACUAUUAACUUUGUAAACACUGUACGCUUUCUUUGUCCACUUGGGCUUUUUGGCUUCCUUGAUCUAUUAUUCAAUAAACUUCUCAAAACCUG